AUGGACCCCUCGUCAGAUUCACCAAAGCCAUACUCAUGUGUGGUCUGCCACAAGAGAAAGGUGAAAUGUGACCGCAGGGAGCCAUGCUCCAAAUGUGCAAAGGCAGAGGUUGAAUGUAUCUACCGUCCUCCACCCCCGCCACGUCGUCGCAAAAGAGCGCGUGACGCGAGUGGAUCUGCAUCAUCAGAACGCGACAAAUCAUUUCCACGAAUAAGCCGAGAAUCUCCAAGAGCCGAUGACACUGGUACCACCGGCGAUGCAGCCCAUUUUGGAAGUCGAGCAUCUCUGACGGAGUCCAAAUCAGGCAUUCCGGGGAGGAUGAUCAUGAGAGGGGGGAAUUCGGUCUACCUUGAGAACAAUCUUUGGACAAAUGCCAGCCACGAGCUUGCAGAUGCUACAGAAGUGCUAGAUGCGUCGAAUAACCCAGAUUCUUCAUCUCAAGAGGACGACGAUGGGGAAGAUAUGCUGCUUCUGGGAUCUGGAGCCAGGAAUAAUCUUACAAAUUUACACCCAAAUCCGGUUCGCAUAUUCAAACUAUGGCAGACGUUUCUUGAAAACGUUAAUCCCAUCAUCAAAAUCCUCCAUACACCAACACUGCAGCCACAAAUACUCGAAGCCGCGGGUGAGAUCUCAAGUAUCGGCAAGGAACUGGAGGCCUUGAUGUUUGCGGUUUAUUGCAUCGCAUUAGCAUCAUUGCCGACCGCGGAAGUUGAAAGGUCAUUUGGAGAAAGUAAAAAGAAGCUUUUAGCUAGAUGCCGACGUGGGGCUCAAUUCGCUUUUAGCAACGCCUCGUUUCUUCGUACUUCAAAUUUCAUGGUUUUACAGGCACUGAUGCUAUACAUAUUGUCAAUGCGUGUGUUUUCCGACUCGCAUACCAUCUGGACUAUGAGUGGCGUGGCAUUACGAAUCGCUCAAAGAAUUGGAGUUCAUCGAGAUGGCUCGGGGUAUGGACUAUCAGUAUUUGAGACAGAAAUCCGCCGGCGGAUUUGGUUUCAACUUAUUAUCAUUGAUUCCACAUCGGCACAAUUUUGCGGUGUGGCUCCAAGUCCAUUACCAGCAACAGCUGACACAAUGCCGCCAAUAAACAUCAAUGAUACAGAUCUUGACCCACGUAUGACAGAGCCACCCUGUGAAAAAGAGGGGCCGACUGAUAUGAUUUUUUGCUUGGCCCGCUGUGAGUUUGGGAAAUGGUUGCGUCGCUGGAGUAAGCAUGCAAGUCCCUCCCAUUCGCCAUGGGCUUUCCUGUCCUCGUCGUCCAUGUCACUCAAGGAAAAAGAUAAGGCCAUAGACGAGCUAGAAGAGUUGUUGGAACAGAAAUUCCUGCGGUAUUGCGAUAAAUCAAUACCAUUGCACCUGGCGACUCUCGUGAUGGCUCGCUCAGUGAUACAUUACACUAGGCUCAUGGCACACCAUCCUCGGCAAUAUCAGGGAAGCAAUAUCCGGCUGUCCCAGACUGAGAGGGACGUCAUCUUUGACAAUUGUUUGAAAAUGGCAGAAUAUGCAGACUACACUCAGACUAACAAUGACAUCCAACGCUUUUCGUGGCACACGGUGCAUCAUAUGCCUUGGGAUGCCAUGAUUUUCAUGUUGUCUGAAAUGCGUUUUCGGGACGAUCCGGAAGAAAAAAGCAAAGUCUGGCAGAUCAUUGGAAAUAUCUACACUCACUAUCUUCGCCAUAGGCGAAUAGCUGUCCAGCUGCCUCUCCAUCGCGCCAUCGAAAACCUUAUGAUCCGGGCAUGGAAAACGCAUACUGAGGAGUGUAACCGUCUGCAGCGGGCUCCGAUCUCCUGUCCAACCAUUGUGGCAACUUUGAUUGGAAAUUCGAUUGAGAGUUCCCAAAGUCAUUCGAAUUCCCAACGUGCGCUUGACCCGCUUCCUUGUCAUGGAUUCUCUCCCCAAGACGCAACAAGUGUAGACCUGGGAAGGAAUCGCGGAGGAUUUGAUUAUUUAGUCCAUGAAGAGGCUUCAAUGAACUGGAAUGAUUGGGAUAAUCUUUUAAACCAGUUUCAAGAAUCGCUGAUGGACGAUAUGAAUUUUAUGACUGGUUCUACAUCCUGA
Molecule: messenger RNA, 2058 nt
Organism: Penicillium malachiteum
Lineage: Eukaryota; Fungi; Ascomycota; Eurotiomycetes; Eurotiales; Aspergillaceae
Exons: 5
Coding region: 1-2058 (685 amino acids)
Biological process (GO): DNA-templated transcription; regulation of DNA-templated transcription
Molecular function (GO): DNA-binding transcription factor activity, RNA polymerase II-specific; zinc ion binding; DNA binding
Source: RefSeq, a predicted model, not a curated record